Messenger RNA from Halteromyces radiatus, 1403 nucleotides. RefSeq names its product Dolichyl-diphosphooligosaccharide--protein glycosyltransferase subunit WBP1. Lineage: Eukaryota; Fungi; Mucoromycota; Mucoromycetes; Mucorales; Cunninghamellaceae. The transcript has 4 exons. Bases 32 to 1357 code for a protein of 441 amino acids. The record is from RefSeq and is a predicted model, not a curated record. Gene Ontology annotation, cellular component: oligosaccharyltransferase complex; endoplasmic reticulum membrane.
CUUUCUUAUCCCCUUAUUAUUUAUCUAAAGGAUGAAAAGUGUGAUAUUAAUAGCUUUUGUCCUCUUGAAUACACUCAUUGCAACAACUGUAGCAACAUCCUCAACGGGGUCUCGUGUACUUGUACUUUUAGAUGACCUUGAGAACCAAUCUUCUUAUUCGCGUUUCUGGAAAUCAUUACAAGAUCGAAAAUAUCAAUUGGAUUUCAAGAAAGCUAGUGACCCAACUGUAACUCUUCAUGUCUUUGGAGAAUCAAGUUAUAAUCAUAUUAUUCACUUUGCUCCUAGAACUAAUGAAUUGGCUCAACAUACUGGUUUGAACAAUGUAGCAUUGAUAAACUUUGUCAAGCAAGGUGGUAAUUUAUUGGUAGCAGUGGACGAACAAGCUAGUAGUACAGUACGUGAUUUAGCCAAUGAAUUUGACAUUGAGUUCGACCCCAAGGGAACGCGUGUAUUGGAUAAGGAUGCUCAAGAUAAACAUGAUAAUAUUGUGGUUACUGAACAAAUCAUUGCACCUACACCUAUUAUUGAUACUUCCAUUAUUUCUUCUGGUCUUCUUUAUCGUGGUAUUGGUUUACUUCCUGGCAAAUUACCUUUACUAAAUCGAAUCUUGACAAGUGAAAAGAAUGCUGUCAGUGGUGAAGUAUACAAUGAAAAGGAUCACAACAAGGUAGAUUUGAUUGCUGCUAUGCAAACUCGUCAAUCCAGUCGAGUUACUUUUUCUGGUUCUUUAGAUUUUUUUUCUGAUGAAUUUUGGACUGGGGAUGUUAAAGGAUUUGAAUCAGCAAAAUUACAAGGCAAUGAAGGAUUUAUCAAGGAAUUAACAAAAUGGACAUUCCAAGAAAAGGGUGUUUUGAAAGUAGUAGAUCAUCGCCAUCAUAAGGAAAACAGCACAGAACAAUUGGAAUGGUAUCGCAUUAAGGAUAAUAUUGUCUAUGUAUUGGAAGUGGCGGAAUAUAAGGAUGAUCAUUGGGUUCCUUUCCAUUCGGACGAUAUUCAAUUGGAAGUGAUCAUGCUUGACCCUUAUAUUCGCACUACAUUGAAGGAUGAAACUCCAGCAACAACGCAACAUCAUUAUGGACGUUUUAUAUCUCAUCUAACUCUUCCUGAUGUAUAUGGUGUAUUCACUUUUAAAGUCAAUUACAAACGACCUGGUUGGACUUAUCUUUUGGCUGAAGAUGUUGUGGCCAUUCGUCCUUUCCGUCACAAUGAAUAUCCUCGUUUCUUGGUGGCUGCUUAUCCUUACUAUACAUCGGUUGGAAGUAUGAUUAUCGGUUUCUUGGUCUUUAGUACUGUUUGGUUGGCCACUUGGGGUAGUCGUAGUAGUAGUAGUAGCGAUAUUAAAAAGAAAUCUCAAUAAAAAAAAAAGAUGAAUGUUUUUUUUUUUUUUUGUACCAUGACAAAAA